Messenger RNA from Mytilinidion resinicola, 934 nucleotides. RefSeq lists its product as uncharacterized. The record is from RefSeq and is a predicted model, not a curated record. The coding region runs from base 292 to 465 and encodes 57 amino acids. The transcript has a single exon. NCBI's taxonomy places the organism in Eukaryota, Fungi, Ascomycota, Dothideomycetes, Mytilinidiales, Mytilinidiaceae.
AGAUACUUCUAUCUUCUGAUUUGCUUCCACUAUGAUCCCCCUCGCUGCGCUGAGGGGCCCGGGCGUCCCCCCUGGCCGGGUUUCCGGUCUUUCGGAUCUACACAAAAUGAUGCGUAACACGCUCGAGCUUGAACACCAAUCCACCCUCUAGCAGAUCUACACCCUCCCCCGCUUCGACAACUUCUUCCGUCGCUGCAGUGAGCAGACCGCUCCCAAGCGGUGAUCCCCAUCAUCGGUCAUCAACGUACACCCGGCCUGUACCUCACGACCGCACACCUUGAGUGGAUUAAGAUGCACUACUUGCCGAAACUGCUCCCCCAACUCGCCGCGCAAGAGACACCCACCACCGACGCGCCAGCGCCUACGCAGCCGCCGCCCGUUCCCGGCAUCCCAGCGCAUCCGGCCGAAUCGCACAUGCCCGGAAACAGCAUCGCGCCCACCCGACAUCCGCCGAGGCAGCGGUGAGGUCCUGGCCACAGCUUUGCGCCGUCCGCGCGCGUGGUCGCGACCGGGACGUGCGGCAGAGCUGAGCGGGCGCGGGAGUUUGGGACCGAGGGGGGGGGGAGCUUUUCUUUGGAGUCUUGAGCUCGAUUGGGGUAGAUUGUUGUGAUUUGUACUGAGCGUUUAGAAAGAAAAGGGGGGUAGGGUGGUUCUGCUAUGGCGCUGGUGUUGUGCUUGUAUACGGCUGUACGAGGGAGUUUUUUUUUGAGCUAUGCGUAGUUGACAGUAGGUGGGUUUGGUAGAGGGUGGUGUGCUGAGGGAACGGAUGUUAUCAUCUCGAAGCGGGCAGGUUGGGUUGGGCUUUGUUUGAAGGUUUAGGAGGGUGACGCGGGAGGAGUUAACCGGGUAGCACCCAAUGCUUUCUUGGUUGACGUCCUCGAGUCGGGCUUCUGCAUAGGCUUCUCCGAGACAGCUAAAUGUUGACCACCUCCCC